Molecule: messenger RNA, 1300 nt
Organism: Cyprinodon variegatus (sheepshead minnow)
Lineage: Eukaryota; Metazoa; Chordata; Actinopteri; Cyprinodontiformes; Cyprinodontidae
Gene: fbxo16
Product: F-box protein 16
Exons: 9
Coding region: 53-1168 (371 amino acids)
Molecular function (GO): protein binding
Source: RefSeq, a predicted model, not a curated record
UCAGCAAGAACUUCCUUGGACAGUCACUCUAACGUUGGCAGUUCUUUUGAAUAUGCCGCUUGAAUCAAGGCCCUCAGCUAACUCUGCUAAGAUGCAAACCAAGCGGAGUGCCUGGACUCCUCUGAACCAUCCACUCAUCAACACCAAGAUUUUUGAUGAGAGGAGACUCCUUCUGGCAAAAUGGUUUGACAGGUGGUCAGACAGUCAGAGGAAGGCUGUGCUGCAGGAUUUUAUGCUGAACUGUUCUGAGGAGCAGCUCCAGUUCCUGAACCUCAAAGUGAACAAGGUGCUCCCCCUGCAGACGGCAGACUUCACCUGCCUGCUGCCCAGAGUCCUCUGCCUCUACUUAUUCUCCUUCCUGGACCCUCGCAGCCUCUGUAGAUGUGCUCAGGUGAGCUGGCAUUGGAAGAGCAUCGUGGAGCUGGACCAGCUGUGGAUGCCUAAAUGUCUGAGGCGGGGCUGGUGUAUUACCUUCUCCCCCUCACCUUUUGAGCAGGGCGUCUGGAAGAGACACUACAUAGAGUCAGUUCAGGAGCUGCAACUCAGACUGCUGCAGACACAGUCGAUUCCACAGGAGAUUAUAGUACCUGAUGCUACAGCAGUGAGUGGUGGAUGCAAAGGAGCACCAGAACCGGUUUACAAAAGCAAGGAGGGUCCACUUUCCAGCUCCCAGCCUCCUGCAACCAGCUCAGGAUUAAAGACAGAAAAGAAGGCAAAGGCUUUGCCACCAUGGAGACACUCAGACAGACAUCCCAAGGAUACAAUACGCUUCAACUACCUGGACAACCUGCAUCCCAUCGAUCAGGCCCUGACAUACGGUGGAUCCCAGAGCAGUGAAGGGAAGAGGAAAACGCUCUCUGAAGCUAGUUACAAACUACGCAAAGCAAAAUCAAUGAUGUUCCCGAGAACCCAGCGCUCCUCUCCACCUCCUCCUUAUUGUCUUCCCUCAGAUCAUCAGAUCCAAACUCGCCCUUUAUGGGCUUCUCCCCCUCAGGAGCAAACUUUAACCAAGGAGACGGCCAUGAGCCUGCUAAAGCAAACCCAGUGGAACGCAGGGAUCCGACCCAGGCCGGUGAGGACUCCAGUACCGCAGCUAAGCAUGCAGGCCCUCAGGGCAUCCCAGCGCUCACAGCGGAGCCCCCCCAGUAGACCACUGUUCAAUGUUUGAAGUGGAGCUCCACACUGCCCCCAGCAGGGCAGGAAGAGAAGCACUGAGCACAGCUGUUACCCUUUUGGAUUAUUUCUUUUAAAUCUUUCUUAUAGUUUUUUGCCAGGAAUAAACAGAUAUAUCUUAAGGAAU